AUGGCAUUUCCCUCACUCUUUUUAGCCUCGGCGUUGCUUUUCACUUCAUUCUGGUGUCCUACCUUCGCUCUCCAGCUACCAGCCCACAUCGACGGGUGCAUCCACCUCCCUGUCAUCCACUCGACCAAUGUCGAGCACUUCUCCAUCAAGCGAGGCAUCCAGCUCCAGCUAGCGAACCGGUCUGAUGUUGCCUAUUAUGCUCAGCUCAGCAUCGGCUCACCCCCACAGCCCGUAUUCGUCCAACUAGACACGGGCUCAUUCGAACUAUGGGUAAACCCAGACUGCACAACCGUGACCGGCUCCGACGCCGCCUUCUGCGACCGAGCAGGGCAAUACGACGCGACCCAAUCCUCCUCCGCCGUCUCCCUCGGCAGCACCCGCACGCUCCGAUACGGCAUAGGCUCCGCCAACAUCUCCUACUUCACCGACACCAUUUCGCUCGUCGGAAGCCCCAACGCCCUGCAACAAGUCCAAUUUGGCGUGGCCACCGCGUCGGAGGACGCCUUCUCGGGGAUUCUGGGUAUUGGAUAUGGCCAGGACAUCGCCACGCGGUAUCCUAAUUUUGUGGACCAGCUGCAGGCGCAGAAUGCCACGCGUGUGAAAGCCUACACCCUCGCUCUUGGUAGUAAAGAUGCCCGUGAGGGGGUCAUUGUUUUCGGGGGUGUGGACACGGCCAAGUUUGCGGGGCGUCUGGCGAGGCUACCCAUCAUCCCAGCGGCGCAAUCCCCGGACGGUGUCCCGCGGUUCUGGGUGACCAUGCAGUCCCUCGCUCUCACACCCCCCAACGGCGUCACUACCGUCUACUCCGCUGGUGGCAGCAGCAACAGCAGCAACAGCAACAACAAUAGCGACACCCCCAACGACAUGCCUGUCUUCCUCGACAGCGGCUCAACCAUGACCCUCCUCCCCUCCGACCUAACAGCCGCGGUAGCACGGGACUUUGGGGCGUCAGCGCCUGACGCCAACGGGUUUUACCGCAUCGACUGUGGGCUGACAGCGCUGAACGGGACGCUAGAUUUUGCAUUUGCUGGGACGACGAUCAAGGUGCCAUAUAAGGAGCUGAUAAGGGAGGUGGCGAGUGAUCCGCCGGCGUGCUUUUUGGGGAUUAUGGCUAGUGAGAGGUUUACGCUGCUGGGGGACACGUUUUUACGGUCGGCUUACACCGUCUUCGACCUCGAAACAAACGCCAUCUGGCUCACCCAAGCCGCCAACUGCGGCGCCGCUCCCGCCGCGCUCAACACCGUCCAGGCGCUGUCCACCAUCACCGGACAAUGUGGGGGUGCAGAUGAUACCGCUUCACAGGAACCGCCUAGUUCGACGGUGGGGAAUGCUAAUGCGGGCGCUGCGACUACGGCGUUCAACCAGUUGUUGAUGAAUGACUUUUGA
Molecule: messenger RNA, 1386 nt
Organism: Dichotomopilus funicola
Lineage: Eukaryota; Fungi; Ascomycota; Sordariomycetes; Sordariales; Chaetomiaceae
Product: aspartic peptidase domain-containing protein
Exons: 4
Coding region: 1-1386 (461 amino acids)
Biological process (GO): proteolysis
Molecular function (GO): aspartic-type endopeptidase activity
Source: RefSeq, a predicted model, not a curated record